GUUGUUGCAGCGGACAAGCCUCUUGCACCUCGUCUCCGACCAUCGAGGUCCCUCCCCCUCCCCGCCAGCGAGCCCCUCGCCGGGACCAUGGACUCGCCCAUCGUCACCCAGCUGUUCCGACAGCUGUUCCGGCGCCAUCCAGCUUGCCAAUCACGUCGGAAUUUGGCGACGCUGGCCACGGCGCUUCAUGAUGUGCGCCGGCAGCGACUUCGGGAGCAGCAGCUACGGCACCUGCAACACCACCAACCCCACCACCAAUACCAAUACCAUCAACACCGCUGCUAUGUAGCUCGAGGGCGCGGGAGUUCGGGCAUGGGCAUAGGCACGUCGCAGGCCGAGGUCACCUGGCAGCAGCGGAGCGACAUGUUCCAGCAGGACAUGUCGGAGGAGUUCCAAAAGUAUCCCAUGGUGACGGCCAUGGACCUCCGCACGCGCACGGAACGGCCGCGCAGGGUCAAGAUGCUGAUGCGGGACUUUAUAGAAGACAGCCUCUAUAACCCGAAUUACGGCUACUUCUCCAAGCAGGUGGUCAUCUUCACACCCGGCGAGCCCUUCGACUUCCCGUCCCUGUAUGAUGAGCUCGACUUCCACGCGCUCUUGUCGCGUCGCUAUGUCGAGUUCGAGGACGCCCUCGACGCCGUCUCCCCGAGCGACACCCGCCAGCUGUGGUACACGCCCACCGAGCUUUUCCGUCCCUAUUACGGCGAGGCGAUCGCGCGCUAUCUGGUCGCCAACUACAAGCUCACCACCUAUCCGUACCACGACCUGAUCAUCUACGAGAUGGGCGCCGGCCGCGGCACCCUCAUGCUCAACAUCCUCGACUACAUCCGCGACGUCGACCCCGCCGUGUACGACCGCACAAAGUACAAGAUCAUCGAGAUCAGCGCCCAGCUGGCCGACCUCCAGAACUCCCAGCUCAUGCGGUCCUUUGCCGCGCGGGGCCACGCCGACAAGGUCGAGAUCAUCAACCAGUCCAUCUUCGACUGGACGAGCCCGGUCCCCUCGCCCUGCUUCUUCCUCGCCUUCGAGGUCUUUGACAACUUCGCCCACGACGUCAUCCGCUACGACACGGAGACCCUGGAGCCCCUCCAGGGCCUGGUCCUGAUCGACGAGAACGGCGACUUUUACGAGUUCUACACCCGCCAGAUGGACCCCGUCGCCGCCCGCUACAUGCGCGUCCGCGAAGCCGCCACGGGAGGGCGCUACAAGGUCCCCUACCCGUCCACCCGCCUGGGCCGCUGGCUGGCCGCCCAGAGGCCGCUCGCGCCCAACCUGAGCGCCCCCGAGUACAUACCCACGCGGCUGAUGCAGUUCUUCGACGUGCUGGGACGCUACUUCCCCGCCCAUCGCCUGCUCACGAGCGACUUCCACUCCCUGCCGGGCGCGAUCAAGGGGCUGAACGCGCCGAUCGUCCAGACGCGCUUCCAGCGCCGCCCCGUGCCCGUCUCCACGCCACUGGUCCACCAGGGCUACUUCGACAUCAUGUUUCCCACCAACUUCCAGACCGCGGAGGCCACGUACCAAGCAAUCACGGGCAAGCUGACCCGCGUCCUGACCCACGAGGAGUUCAUGCGCAGGUGGGCGUACGUCGAAGACACCGAGACGCAGAGCGGCGAGAACCCGCUCUUGACGUGGUACAAGAACGCCAGCGUGUUAUUCACUGUAUAACAAAAAAAAAAAAAAACAUAUCGACGGGGGACGUACUUAGUCCACACACAUCAUUGUAAAACAAUACAAAGUCUUCAAAGCCCGUCUAAAUUGUCAGCCCUCUUGAGGAGAGGCAGCCCGAAUUGGGUUUUCGGGGUCAUAUGUAGUCUUCGAAA
Thermothelomyces thermophilus ATCC 42464 is the source of this 1823-nucleotide messenger RNA. RefSeq lists its product as uncharacterized. Gene Ontology annotation, cellular component: mitochondrion. NCBI's taxonomy places the organism in Eukaryota, Fungi, Ascomycota, Sordariomycetes, Sordariales, Chaetomiaceae. Gene Ontology annotation, molecular function: protein-arginine omega-N symmetric methyltransferase activity. Bases 88 to 1668 code for a protein of 526 amino acids. The record is from RefSeq and is a predicted model, not a curated record. The transcript is spliced from 3 exons.